This is a messenger RNA of Eubalaena glacialis (North Atlantic right whale), 855 nucleotides long. It is a transcript of the gene TSPAN16, whose product is annotated as tetraspanin 16. The record is from RefSeq and is a predicted model, not a curated record. NCBI's taxonomy places the organism in Eukaryota, Metazoa, Chordata, Mammalia, Artiodactyla, Balaenidae. Gene Ontology annotation, cellular component: membrane.
AUGGCUGAAACGCACACUCCGUAUUAUUCCUUGAAGAAACUGUUAUCUUUCUUCAACGGUGUUAUGGCUCUCUCUGGCGUGAUCCUCAACGGCCUGGGCAUCUAUGUCAGUUUCAGAGGGGCUGUUCUGAUGGUCCUCGGCCUGUCCUCUGCAUACCUGUUUCACAUUGGCUACCUGUGCCUGGUGAUGGGCUGCAUCACAGUGCUGCUUGGCUUUGCUGGGUGGCACAGAGCAACCAAAGAAAGCCGAGGCACCCUCUUGUUUUGUUUCUCGGUCAUGGUCAUCAUUCUCAUCGUGGAAAUCAUUGUCGCCACAGUGGUCCUUGCCUUCUUUCCGAUUGUUAGAAAAGUGGCCUUGGAGCACAACUUUGUGACCCAGAAUUACAGAGGUUACAACGAGCCGGAUGACUAUUCCCUGGAAUGGAAUUUGGUCAUGGAGAAGCUAAAGUGCUGUGGCAUGAAGAACUACACAGAUUUUCCAUCCUUCGAAAGGAUGACUGGCCACACCUACCCCAGGGGCUGCUAUAAAUCCAUCGGGACCGUGGCCUGCGACGGGCACAACGUGUCUGCAGAUGUCAUCCACCAGGAGGGCUGUUUCCUUAAGCUCCUGAAAAUAACCAAGACUCAGAGCAUGAACCUGAGUGGGGGCUCUCUGGGGGCAGCAGUGAUACAGUGCCUCAACCAGGGAGACUGGUUCCCCGCCCAUCCCCCAUCAGCCUGCCACUCCCAAGCUGCACCUGUGAAAUGCAAGCGGCCACAGCAGUUACCCAACCCUGCCUUCUCGCCCCUCCAGCCCAACCCCAAAGCAUUCUUUCGAGUGACUCUUCUACUAGCAGAGAACGUCACUGGACCCUAG